This is a messenger RNA of Zingiber officinale, 1059 nucleotides long. RefSeq names its product gibberellin 2-beta-dioxygenase 3-like. The transcript has 2 exons. Lineage: Eukaryota; Viridiplantae; Streptophyta; Magnoliopsida; Zingiberales; Zingiberaceae. Gene Ontology annotation, biological process: gibberellin catabolic process; response to light stimulus. The record is from RefSeq and is a predicted model, not a curated record. Bases 17 to 1009 code for a protein of 330 amino acids.
UCUCGAUCCUAUAACAAUGGUGGUCUUGUCCGUUCCAGAACUGGAUCGUAUAUCGCUCAUCAGGGCCGGCAAUCCCGCCGCCCGCUUCGAUGCGCUCCCCGUCGUCGACCUCCUGAGUCCUGACGCAGCCGCCACCCUCAUCGAGGCCUGCGAGGAGUUCGGGUUCUUCAAGAUCACUAACCAUGGGAUCCCCACUGAUCUCAUGCGGAGACUGGAGGCAGAGGCCGUGGAGUUCUUCUCUUUGCCGCCGGCCGAGAAGGAGAAGUCAGGGCCCGCCAAUCCGUUUGGCUACGGUAACAAAAGGAUCGGUUCUAAUGGCGACAUGGGCUGGGUGGAAUACCUCCUCUUCUCUCUCGCCUCCAAGCCAUCCUCUCAUGCUUCAGUGAGCAAUUCAUUCCUUCGUUUGUUUGCGACCAGCUCGGCUCUGAAUGCGUACUUAUCGGCGAUCAGAGAGCUUGCAUCUCGAGUGCUGGCACUCAUGGCGUUGGGCCUGGAAAUGGAGCCGAUAGAUGCGAUAAGCAAGCUAGUCACGGAUGAGGCGAGCGACGGCAUAUUUCGACUCAAUCACUACCCUACGUGCCCAGUCCUGCAGGGGCUUAAUUGCAGCUUGACCGGCUUCGGGGAGCACACGGACCCCCAAAUUAUCUCUGUUCUAAGGUCCAACAACUGCGCGGGCUUGCAGAUUGCUCUGAAAGAUGAGAGAUGGGUUUCUGUUCCUCCAGACGAAGACUCUUUCUUCGUCAACGUUGGAGAUUCUCUGCAGGUGUUGACGAAUGGGAGGUUUAGGAGCGUGAGACAUAGAGUGGUGACUAACGGCUCGGAGUCGAGGAUGUCGAUGAUCUACUUCUUAGGGCCUACCAUGGCGGAGAAGAUUGCGCCAAUGCGGCAGCUGAUGGGAGAGGGGGAGCAGAGCAAGUACAAGGAGUUCACAUGGAGCGAGUACAAAAAGGCUGCUUACAAGUCGAGGCUGGCUGAUAACAGGCUCAGGUUGUUUGAGAAAUCCAAGUGAUCGAUUCGCCUUCUUUUGUUCUUGUAAAAAUCUGGCAGUGCUUGAGAAUU